Molecule: messenger RNA, 2637 nt
Organism: Malaya genurostris
Lineage: Eukaryota; Metazoa; Arthropoda; Insecta; Diptera; Culicidae
Gene: Ssrp
Product: FACT complex subunit Ssrp1
Exons: 5
Coding region: 182-2407 (741 amino acids)
Cellular component (GO): nucleus; FACT complex
Molecular function (GO): histone binding; nucleosome binding; DNA binding
Source: RefSeq, a predicted model, not a curated record
CAUAUUGGAAACAAAGCAUCACAAUUUUGUGCGCGUCCUGUUAUGUCUGCAGCUGGUUUUGAGUUGGCGUGAUCCGCAUUUUGCUAUUCUUACAAAAUAUAUUAAACAUUUUGCAGCUUGAUAGACGCGUAAAUCUGCGGGUGUUUUCAUACACUCCCACAUCGAGAUAUUCGAUACGAAAAUGGCGAAAGAUUUUCUUGAAUAUUCCUCUAUUAGCUCAGAGGUUCGGGGUGCUAUGUGUCCCGGUAAGCUUAAGAUGACAGAAUCUGCUAUCGUUUUCAAAAACGAUAAAACCGGUAAGGUGGAACAGAUAAACUCGGGUGAUAUCGAUCUGUUGAAUUAUCAACGUUGCGUUGGAAGUUUCGGUUUGCGAGUCUUUAUGAAAAAUGGCUCAUUACAUAGAUUUUUGGGGUUUACCGGGGAUGAACAGAAGAUUGCCGAUUUCGUCAAAAAGAACUAUAAGAUGGAUGUACUGGAGAAAGAAUUGUCGACGCGAGGUUGGAAUUGGGGAACAGUUCACUUCAAAGGUAGUGUUCUUUCAUUUGACGUGGAAGGCAAAACUAGUUUCGAGAUUCCGCUGAAUCAUGUUUCUCAGUGCAACUCGGGCAAAAAUGAGGUGACGGUCGAAUUCCACCGCAACGAUGAAGCACCAGUUAGUUUGAUGGAAAUGCGAUUCCACAUUCCAACGACGGAAUCUGCAGAAAUUGAUCCUGUCGAGGCAUUCCAGGAACAGGUAAUGAAGCAAGCAUCCGUGAUUUCCGCUUCCGGCGAUGCAAUCGCUAUAUUCCGAGAGAUUCAUUGCCUCACACCACGCGGUCGCUACGAUAUCAAGGUGUUCCAGAGUUUCUUCCAGUUGCACGGAAAGACUUACGACUUUAAAAUUCCAACGUCGUCUGUACUGCGAUUGUUCCUUUUACCACACCAGGAUAACCGACAAAUGUUUUUCGUUAUUUCCUUGGAUCCACCGAUCAAGCAGGGCCAAACUCGGUACCACUUUCUGGUGCUAAUGUUUCAGAUGGACGAAGAAACCAAUAUUGAAUUACCCUUCACCGAAGAGGAGCUUAAGGAAAAGUAUGAGGACAAACUGACCAAGGAGGUCUCUGGACCAGUCUACGAGGUACUCGGAAAGAUUAUGAAGGUUAUCAUCAAUCGGAAACUGACGGGACCGGGAACUUUCAUUGGUCACUCAGGAACUCCUGCAAUCCAAUGUUCGUACAAAGCAGCCGCUGGCGUUAUUUAUCCGUUGGAAAGAGGAUUUAUUUAUGUGCAUAAGCCUCCGGUUCAUAUUCGCUUCGAGGAAAUCGCUUCGGUGAAUUUUGCUCGCAGCGGUGGAUCAACUCGGAGCUUUGAUUUUGAAAUUGAACUCAAAACUGGAACCAUCUACACGUUCAGUAGCAUCGAAAAAGAAGAGUACGGAAAACUGUUCGAUUUCAUUUCAUCGAAAAAAUUACACGUGAAAAACACUGGAAAAGAUGGCAAGAACAACUACAAGGAAGACUUUGAUGAUUCGGAUAACGAGGGAGAACCGGAUGCUUAUCUUGCAAGGGUAAAGGCCGAGGCCAAGGAACGUGACGACGACGAUGAUGAUGACUCGGAGGAAUCGACCGAUGAGGAUUUCAAUCCGAACCAGGCGGAGUCGGAUGUAGCGGACGAGUUCGACUCGAAUGUAGAAUCUACGUCCGACGAUGACUCGGAAGGAGCUGGCAGUGGCGGAGGUUCGGAUGAUAGUAGCAAGAAAAAGAAGAAGGAAAAGAAAGAGAAAAAGGAGAAAAGGGUGCGCAAAGAACGCAAGGAAAAGAGAUCGAAAAAGGCAAAAUCAGGUGGACCGAAGCGACCGGCAACGGCCUUUAUGAUGUGGCUUAACGCAAGUCGGGAUAAAAUCAAGAAAGAUAAUCCUGGUAUUUCCAUCACAGAAAUUGCCAAAAAGGGUGGUGAGUUAUGGAAAGAAUUGAAAGACAAACAGGAAUGGGAGCAAAAAGCAGCCAAGGCAAAAGAAGAGUACGCGGAAGCGUUGAAAGCCUAUAAGGAGGCAGGAGGUGGUGGAACCGACGACGAGGGCGGCAAAUCAGGCAAGAAACGCAAGAAAGAAUCGAUUUCUCCUAAGAAACCCGUUUCGGCUGCUGCGAUGAAGGGAAGUGGUUUUAAGAGCAAGGAGUACAUUUCCGGAGACGAUUCGAGCAGUAGCGGCGACGGUGACAAGAAAGACGCUAAAAAGGCGAAAAAAUCCGCGUCGGGAUCAGAUGUGAAUAAAUCAGACACAAAAGAAGAUAAGAAGAAUGACAAGAAAGACGACAAAAAGAAAGAAAAGAAAUCUACAAAGUCCGACUCGGAACCAGCAUCAGAGGCUUCGGCUAGUGAUUCAGGCGAAGAGGAAGAAGAAGAUGAGGAUGAAGCGGCCAGCGACUAAAGGAAGUGAAUGUAGCAUCUAUGUGUUUUAUUCGAUCUAUUGUAGCGUCUUCUCGGUGUCAUCAACCAACUAAAAACCCAACCGAACUUCCUAUUCUCACGUUGUACGAUUUAUUUUUGAGCAGCGAAAGUUCCCUCGAACUACAAACUAACUAGUAUUGGCAAACCUAUUUGUUUUAUUAUUACCUCUAAGGUUAUGAAGCAAACAGAUUAAUUUGUACAAGAAUCCAA